Electrophorus electricus (electric eel) is the source of this 5694-nucleotide messenger RNA. It is a transcript of the gene bcl11bb, whose product is annotated as BCL11 transcription factor B b. The record is from RefSeq and is a predicted model, not a curated record. Gene Ontology annotation, molecular function: RNA polymerase II cis-regulatory region sequence-specific DNA binding; DNA-binding transcription factor activity. Lineage: Eukaryota; Metazoa; Chordata; Actinopteri; Gymnotiformes; Gymnotidae. Gene Ontology annotation, biological process: positive regulation of transcription by RNA polymerase II. Gene Ontology annotation, cellular component: nucleus.
GUCCUCCCAAAGAACCUGGACUCGUCCGACGUACAUGCAAGACGUAAUUACAUGGCCUUGAUUGAUUUGGAGAGGAGGUGGUGUCUUUAUCGUCGCCGGCCUCUUCCGAGGGACUGCGACUGAGUUGCCAUUCUGUGCACCGAUGCCAGUGCGCACGCAGAAUGGUGACCAAGGUUCCCAUCACCUGUCAAACCCACUUUCGAAGGAAUUUGGAUUUUCAAGAAAGUUGCUUUUGACUACCACAUCGAAUAGGCUUCAUCUAUAAAGAAAUGUUUGGAGGACAGUUUUGUUUAAUUUGAAGACUAUAUUUAGCCAACUUAUUUGGAGAGUAACCAGCGUCGUUCGUUGCGCUACUUUACUGCCGAAUCGAACAGAGGAACCUUUUUUUUAAUCGGCGCGCAUGAAUUAAGAAAUUACUAAUCUUUGUUUUAUAUUAGUUGGCUCAGAACUGAUCGAAUAAUCUUUUCACUAAUUCUUUGGUCAGGGUGCAGGGUUCUUCUUUUUUCUUUUUCUUCUUCUUCUUGUAGAACUACUAUCCUUCACUACUACUAGUAGUACUACUACUACUACAACCACUAGUUAUUAUCUACAAAGGCCAAACCGUCCAGAAAGGUCGUUUUAAAGCAAGCGGAGCAGCAUCCGGACGGAAGAGGACUUUGGAAAAAGUUUGUAGAAGAAAAGGAAGAGAACUUCACGGACUCAUCAGAUUUCAGACACAAGUCCAAGUCUCCGUGCGAUGCGAUUGUAAAUGCUGGGGCAAUGUCCCGUCGCAAGCAGGGGAAUCCACAGCACUUGUCCCUGUCGCAGAGGGACACCAUACAACCCAGUUCCAACCAUGACAUGGGGGCGGAGCUGCGCCCUCCAGAACCGUCCCUGGUCGGCUCAGUGGGCGGGGCUGGGGAGCGAGACCUGCUGACCUGUGGCCAGUGCCAGACAAACUUCCCUCUGGGAGAUAUCCUGGCCUUCAUAGAGCACAAGCGGAGGCUGUGCCGCGGCGCGGGCGCCUGCUACAGCAAGCCCGGGGAGAAGGGUGGCCCCGCCUCCCCUGGAUCACCACCCGCUGAGCUCGGCCGCAGACUCCGCCCCGUGGAGGUCGGGAUCCAGGUCACGCCAGGGGAGGAAGAGGAGGAGAAGCGACUGACGCCCGCCAGAGGAAUCUGCCCUAAGCAAGAGAGCAUCCCAACAGGGAAAGACGAGCCGUCCAGCUACAUCUGCACCACGUGCAAGCAGACGUUCACCAGCGCCUGGUUCCUGCUGCAGCAUGCGCAGAACACCCACGGCAUCCGCAUCUACUUGGACAACCACCCGUCCAGCUGCUCGCUCACGCCCCGCAUGGCCCUGCCUCCGCCGCUGGGGGCGGACACCCUGCCCCGCUCGCCUCUGGCCAGUUUCCUGGGGGACGGUGCCAACCCCUUCCACCUGCUACGCAUGGCCGCCCCACUGCUGCGCGAGCCCCCGCCUGCUGGUUACAUGGAGACCCGCCUGCCCACCACGCCGCCGUUCGUGAGCCCGCCGCCGCCGCCCCGCCACCCCCUGGACCGCCUGGGCCCGGAGGAGAUGGGCCUCCUGUCCCAGCACCCCAGCGCAUUCGAGCGGGUGAUGCGGCUGGCGCCCAUGCCCAUCGAACCUCCGUCCAUGGAUUUUUCCCGACGCCUCCGCGAGCUGGCAGGCAACAACAACAACGGCGGGCCCACGCCUCCCCUCUCGCCCAAUCGCGUGCCGCCCAUGCACAGGCUCCUUAGCCCCACCCUCUUCCAGCCCGGGUCCAAGCCUGCGGCGUUCCUGACUGCACCCCAACAGGUGCCGCCGGCCCCGCCCAGGGGCGGUCCCUCACCGCCCUCCGGCCAAGCGGGCAAGGUCAAGGCCUGCGAGUUCUGCGGCAAGACCUUCAAGUUCCAGAGCAACCUGAUUGUGCACCGGCGCAGCCACACCGGCGAGAGGCCAUACAAGUGCCACCUGUGUGAGCAUGCUUGCUCCCAGGCCAGCAAGCUGAAACGGCACAUGAAGACGCACAGGCACAAGCCCGGCUCCAUGGGCAGCUCCCCGGAGCGGGGCGGCCGGGACUCGACGGGCGAGGAGGCGAAGGGUGGGGAGGGCAACGGUGCGGGUGGUGGGCCGGACAACGACGAGGACGAUGACGAAGAGGAAGAGGAGGAAGAGGAAGAAGAGGAGGAAGAGGAGGAGGAGGAAGAGCAGCAGAAUGGCGGCAGCAGCAGGCCUGAGUCUAACCUCAGCAUGGACUCCGAGCUGAGUAGGAACAGGGAGGGCGACCCGCGGGCCUCGCUGAGCGAGAAGGCCUACGCUCCCGACAGAGUGGCAGGGAGACAAUACAACAGCCUUGACAAUCACCUGAGAGUGCCUCUGGGCACCAGAGCGCAGGGGGAGCCGGGCACUGAUGCAAUAGGCAGGGAGGUAGGGGCAGAGGGCCGGCCCAUGGUGAACGGCAGGGGCUGUGGCCCUGAAGACCCCGUCGGCGGCCUGUUCCAGCAGAAGCCCAUGCCCAUCUCUAGCCCGAGCCUCUCCGGCUCCUCAGCCAAGAGGAUCAAGGUGGAGAAAGACCUGGAGCUGCCGCCCAUGCCUCUCAUCUCCUCGGAAAACGUGUACUCCCAGCUGCUGGCCGGCUAUGCCGCCACCCGACACUUCAUCCGAGAGCCCUUCCUGAGCUUCAGCGACUCCCGCCAGUCGCCCUUCGGCACCUCCUCUGAGCACUCCUCCUCCGAGACGGGCAGCCUGCGCUUCUCUACGCCACCCGGCGAGCUGCCCGAGGGCCGGAGCGGCGGCAGCACGCCGCACCUCCAGCUGCGGGGCCCGGGCCCCGGGAGGCCGCCCGGCUCCAAGGAGGGCCGGCGGAGCGACACGUGCGAGUUCUGCGGCAAGGUGUUCAAGAACUGCAGCAACCUGACGGUGCACCGGCGCAGCCACACGGGCGAGCGGCCCUACAAGUGCGACCUGUGCAGUUACGCGUGCGCGCAGAGCAGCAAGCUCACCCGCCACAUGAAGACGCACGGGCAGUUCGGCAAGGAGGUGUACCGUUGCGACAUCUGCCACAUGCCCUUCAGUGUAUACAGUACCCUGGAAAAACACAUGAAGAAGUGGCAUGGGGAACAUUUGAUGAGCAACGAAGUCAAACUGGAGCAGGCUGACCGGGGCUGAACCCUCGCCUUCUGACUGUACGAUGGGUUUGGCUGGAUAGACUUUUGGAAAAUUCUGACUAUCUGAGUUAUUUUUUUCUCUUUUAAACUUUUUUUUUUUUCAUUUUUGUUUUUUUGUUUGUUUGUUUUUUUUCUAGUAAAAACAAACUGCCACCUGAGAAAUAAGGACAUUAGUAAAUGUUUGUGAACAGGUUGAAAAGUCCUGUAGCCAUUCCCAGUGACCAGCAGAGGAGCUGUCCAUUAGAAACCCAUGGAGCCUUUCUACUGUGCAAUAAUUUCUGUAUUUAUUGGAUUUCGUAAUGAUACAUGGCAUGUGCAGGUAUGUUAUCAAAGGGGUUUUUCAAUGCAUUUCUUUGUGAGAAUUUUUAUUUUCAGGCACCAUUCUAAGAUAUGACAGAUACUGAGAUUUUGGCGCUUCGCCACGUUUAUGUUUGACCAAUUUCCUAAAAGGAAAAAAAUAAACUGUUACCCUAACCCUGAUCAAUUCUCAAGAAGGGGCCAACUUCUAAAAUCAGAGGAAGUGUACUACUGCGGUUUGCAGUCCCACCUGACUUGGGUCAUAUUUUUAAAGAGUGAAGCACUGAAUGUCAACUUGACAAUAAAUAUUAAACAUAUUUGAGGGGUUUGGAUGAUCAGGGAUGACUCAGACAGCUGGUCACUGACCAUGGUCAAAUCAUCAGUAUGUUCUAUUUUUCUUUAAGACAUGUAUGAUUUCAGCUGUUAACAAAUGACAAAAGUACUUCUUUCUGACCUUAAUAUACUCAUUCAGCCAGUGUUGAUUUUUCUAUAUUCCUCAAAAUGCUGAUAAGGUGAUAUAGCCUAUAUUUUACUUUAAAAGAUCCAAAUGUUUACAUUACCACAGUCUAACCUCCAUAUAUAGCUUGAAAAGCUACCAUCCAGUGUAUAUUUUGUUAACACACAAAAGUAAAGGGUUUGGCUUUAUGAUGCAGCAAAAUGUCCAUGAACUUAUAUUUUCGUCUGAUUGAACACUUCUGGCCAAUUCGAUAUUGUUUGCAAAUCUAUAAACAUACUAGGACCAGUAGUGUUCACCUGUAUUAAAUCCAACCCAUGGCUCAUACCACAACACCAGCCAGGACCGUUCAGUUCUUUGGUCUCACAGUAUUAUGAACUUACUAUAGUGGACAUUGUGUGUGGUUAGUUGUGCAGGGCGUGUGGUCGCACUAGAGGGAGAUCCCUGAAAGGGUCACUCUGUUUCAUGGUGACAUGGAGUCCAGGGACGUUCUCUUGUUUCUCUGCUGUUCUGCUCGGAGAGGCCACCCUGCCUGGCUCCUCGUAACACGCGGAUCUCAUCUAUGUCCUGAAUACACUGCCAGUCUCUCCUCAGAACGCAUGUCGUCCUGCUGCUCAGUUUUAGCACUGUCCUAAACCCAAGGUAAUCUAACAGUUAGCACUUAGAAAAAUAGUCAAAUGUUGGCUUUCGUUUUUUGUGGAUUUUUGAAAAAAAACAAACAACAACAACAUUUUUUUCGAACUAAUUUGACGUCAUUUAAGUUGGAGUCAUGUGAAAACAUGAAAACAUACCUUAUGACUAAUUUGUAAAUUCACGACCUGCAAGUGUAGCCUGCCACGUUCCAUUUAUCCCCAUCAUCCUCCAGAUACGACUUUGUGUACAUCUUGAGUAGCGCAGACGGAAAGAAGUGGCCGCAACGUGAAUGAAAGUUGUGGAUUUAAGCAAAACAAAAGGGUGAAUGGUAUAAAAGGGUUUUAGUGAAGAAGGCAUGCCAAAUUAAAGUGCCAGUCCUGAUACCCUGAGGCAACCUGGCCUCUAGUGUUUACCACCAUUCGAUUUGACAUGCACAUGAAUUAUUAUGCAGUGAGGAUUCUCCGAUGCAAUUAAGACCCCAGCUACACCAUAAAACUCACACUUCUAACAAACGCAGCCAACUGAACCCAAGGUAUCAGUUUGCAUUUGUAAAAUGAAAUCCAUUAAAAUGACAAAAAGAUCACUUUAGCGGUAAAAAAAAAAAGAGGUUAAUAUUUAUACAUUUAAUGUGUGUAAUAUGUGUGAUACCUUUCAAAGUAAGACUUAACUCACAGGUUUGGGUCCCACAUGUGAGAUGACCGAGCCAUCUCUGCCUUGAUACCCGCAGCUGGUUCCUUACCAGCAGUGACAGAAGAAAAUCCACAGUAGGAAAAGAGGAAAAAAUGACACUCUGUCUUUAAAUAAUGUUUACAGUGUUGAAGUACAAGGACAAUGAAUUCCUGUGUAAAUGUGUUUUAAAAGAGAAAGAAAUAUUCUUUCAUUUUCCUACCAUUUUUGAAUGCCAUAGCAGGGGUUUUUUUUGUUUAUUUUUGUUUUGUUUUUUGGUGCAGGGUUUAUUUUCCAUAAAUUUCAGUGGAUAUACACGUAUAUGUUUUGUUCACUGUUAAAUACACAGUGUAUUUGUAUACCAGUGGCAUUUUAUGAAAUGAUGCAAAAAAAAUCUUUAUAUUUUGCAGUCCAUUAUAAAAUUGUGAGUCUAUCCAAAUGUUUUUGUCUCUAUAUCUGUUGAUAAUUUUGGUAAAUCCAUCCUUUCAAGGA